Botrytis fragariae is the source of this 708-nucleotide messenger RNA. RefSeq lists its product as uncharacterized. NCBI's taxonomy places the organism in Eukaryota, Fungi, Ascomycota, Leotiomycetes, Helotiales, Sclerotiniaceae. The transcript is spliced from 5 exons. The record is from RefSeq and is a predicted model, not a curated record. The coding region runs from base 1 to 708 and encodes 235 amino acids.
AUGAAAACAUUCAACCUCUCAAUACUUGGUGUUUUUGCCAUUGCAAGUUUUGUGGUUGCUCAGCUGGAGUCGCCUGAGGAUUUUUGCAAGAGAACCGCGGGACCAGAUUACGUCCCUAAAAAUGAUGCAAAUGGUAUUUUCCAGGGUGAAUGCGAAACCUCAGCUAUAAGCGUCUGUCUAGGAACUGAAUUUACACAUGCUAAGACUGGCGUCACAACUUGCUGUCUCCCACCCAACACUGUCAAGUCUGCUAGUGGGAAACAAGGCUGUUGCCCACCAGGCAAGAAUUUCAAAUGGGAUGGCACGACCCCCUCCUGCGUCACGCCACCACCACCCCCUCCCGCUAUCUCUUGUCCAGCUUCCAACAUGAAAGUUGUGAAUCGCAAUGGGCAAAACUUCAGAAUCUACUGUCAGCGUUCAGUGAUGGUAUACACGCAUCCUUGGUUAACCACCACUUCUUAUGGCAUAUACAGAGCCAUACAGGGCCCUGAACUGAUGACUCAUAAUUUCGAGACUUGUCUACAACUUCUCGCGUCGAAUGGGCGAUCUAAUGGAGCCAAUUUCUGGCCUACAAUAGGAUUGUGCUCUGUAGUUGACACGCCGCCUGGAAAUUUCUUUAAGGUUGGAAGUCGAUAUGAUGUACCACCUCCUCCAUACAAUGGACCACAGAUGAUGUCCAUGGUAGCGGUACCCAAGCGUGCUUAUUAG